This is a messenger RNA of Naegleria gruberi, 9993 nucleotides long. RefSeq lists its product as uncharacterized. The transcript has 10 exons. NCBI's taxonomy places the organism in Eukaryota, Heterolobosea, Eutetramitea, Acrasida, Naegleriidae. Gene Ontology annotation, biological process: protein phosphorylation; nuclear pore organization. The record is from RefSeq and is a predicted model, not a curated record. Gene Ontology annotation, molecular function: structural constituent of nuclear pore; protein kinase activity; ATP binding. Bases 1 to 9993 code for a protein of 3330 amino acids. Gene Ontology annotation, cellular component: nuclear pore; nuclear pore inner ring.
AUGAUUGCCUUUGGACCUGAUAACGAAAAUUCUUUUCAUACACUCUACGAACGAGUUUCAAGCCUAAGUUUAAUUAAAGAAAACAAGGAUAGUACAACAAAAUUCUUUCAACUCCUUGCUAAUUUCAAAUCAAGUUUUCAAUUCAAGUUUCCAGAAAAAUCAUCAGAUGCCAGAAACAAAAUUCAAACUAAUAAUGUAGAUAUUAAAGGAGUGCCUUCAACAUUACCGGAUUCACUUAAGGAAUUGGUUCUCCAAGUGUCCGAUGCUCUUAAUCUUAACGAGUUGGUUGCUCUCAGCUUGAUUUUUACAGCAACAAAAAGUAAUCCACCACAAGUUUAUGGAGUACAUGAAUAUCAAUUAUCUAUCAAACUUUUUUACGAGGACUAUUUAAAAUUGUUAUCAUCAGUAUUGAUUUUAUUCCAAUCUAGAUUUAAUGAAGAUUUACAUCCUAAUACCAGAGAUGUUGUUGUUAAAUUUACUAAUGAAUUGUUGAGUGAUAAUAUUAUUUCAUCAAUUUGUGAACAAAUAACAUCCACAUCAAAACAAAUUAACGAAGCUCAAAAUUUAAUUACUACAUUGGAACAACAAGGUAAUCAAGAUUCCGUAAAAGUAUAUCAAUCAAGUGAACAAAUCAAGUACAAAGUCGAAAUAAGAAGAGGCUUUGCUGAAUGUUUGUUCUUUGCUUGUUCAAAUAUACAAUGUGAUGACGAUACAUUCUUCAAAGUAUUUAACACAUUCAUUGGAUUACAAAAUUUGUUUAAUCAAUGUGUAGCUAACAGAAUUGGAGAAAGACAAGAGGAGUUCUCAUAUAGCUUCCCAUCUAUUUUUGAAUAUCUUCCAAUAGGUACAAAGAGUAUCUUUAGCAUAUUGUACUUAUUAACAACAACAAUUCUUUCUUUAUUGGAUCCAACAAUCGGAAAGAUUAGAAUUGAUCCUAAGGGUGUUACACAAAGUCCAAACAACAGCUUAUACAAACAACAAUUCAUAGAGAAAUUCGACAAAAUUUUGGACAAUUUAAUGCCUGAUGAUCAUGAUGAUUUGAGCUAUUUAAUAGAUAGAACUCAAUUUGAAGCCAUGACUGCUUUACAGUGGUGUGUUGGUUUAAGAGUUCAAAAUAAUAUCAAACCAAAUCUUGAAUUAUUAACAAGAAGUGAUAAUGCUUUCUCUAAGAGUUUAUCGCGAGGAGUUUUUGCAUUCAUCACAACUGGACUUUUGAAUAACAAGGUUUACAGAAGUGAAAGUGAAAAUGUCAAAGAAUUUAUUGUCAACAUACUAGGUGACUUGAUAUCCAGUUUUAUUGUAAAUUUGGAAGAUAGUAUUAAUGAUUCAUUGGUUGAUCAAAUUGAAGAAUUGAGAAGUUAUUUAACAAGAAGAGAUGACAAUCAAGCAUCUGAAGAAGAUGAGCAAAAUAUUCCAAGAGAAUUUAAUGAUAUUUUACUGUUAUUGGCUGAAUUAUAUCGUGGAUUCCCAAGUUAUACUCACAAAUACUUUGAUAGAGAUGCUAAUCCAAAAUUGAACGAUUUUUUGAGAAAGACAUGCUGUGAACAAAUUACUUCCCUUUGCAAAUUUCAAGUAGAACUUGACGUAACAUUCAUUUAUUAUUUGGGAGUACUUUGUUCAUUCAGUGGAGAUUCUGUGGGAGCAACGAAUGUUUUUGCUCUUUUGAAUGACUCUACUUAUCCACUUUUUAGCUGGGAAUAUUUCUUUAAAGUAUUACUUGAAGAAUUCCGUUCACAAUGUUCAAGUAAUGAUGAUUUUGUUUUUGAGAAGAGAACUCUUGAUGCAAUUUCGAUUGUUCUUAAGCUUGUAGAAGUUGUAUGUAGAAACUCUGAACAGAGCAGAGUUGCAAUUUUGGACAAUACAAACUGGCGUGUGUUAGGUUUGCUUUUUGAAAUGAUGUAUGCACCAAAAAUUACACCAUGUUUGAUGGGUCAAGUUUUCUCCACCUUGUCAUCAUUCUUGAAACCAUCCCAAGGUGAACCAAGCAACAUUGCUUUUGCUAUUAUUUCACAAAUGGGUAGAAUUCUCCAUUAUGAAAUUAGAGAUCAAAAAUACGAAGUCUCAAGCAAGGGAGGUAUUAAGUAUCAAUUGAAUUUUAGAGAAGCUCAAGAAGGAGAAUACUAUGAAACUUUAGGAUUCUUAGAACUUAUUGACGCUCUUAUUUCUAGCACUGGAAUGGCUAUUGUUGGGUUCACACCCUUCCUCAAGUUUAUCCAAGAAGAUGUUUUUAAUAAUUUCUCAAAAAGAUAUUAUAAGGACCAAAGUGAUAAGUGGCUGAUUGCAAAGUCUUGUCUACAAAUAUUUACAAAACUUCUUUCCAGAUACACCCCAUCUACUUCUGAUUUUGAGGAAGUUAAAUCAUCCGAAGACGAAACACCAAAAGUCAAUGACCCUCCAGCUGGAUUCCAACUUAUGAGAGAUAUGCUUAGUGAUACUAUUUUCAGAAAAGAAUUAUUUAAAAUUGUUAUAGGAGAAGAUUUUAAUCUUGAAGAAGAAAGAUAUAACAAUAGAGAAGGAGAAGCUUUGGAAAGAUCAGUUAUUUAUGCUUUGGAAAUCAUUGAAACUACCUUACUCAAAGAAGAUGAUUUCAUUAAAUGUUCUACAAGCAAGCUUCAUUUGGUUCCAUUAGUGAUCAAACGUUUAGAGUACCAAUUACCUAAUUCAUUAAUAAUUAGAUUGAUUGAUCUUAUUGAUUAUUCACAUAACAAUGAAAUCAGAUAUAGAGUUGUUAAUAUCCUUUGUUUGAUUAGCAAGAAUGCUACUAAGUUGGUAAGCUUGUUCAAGGACAAGCGUAAGGAAAAGACCGUGGUUAAGCUUUUCGUCAAGUAUCUCCAUGCUGUAACAACUGAAACAAACAGAGAAUGCUCUGAUGUUGAAGAAAUUCCUGUAACAGAAGAGCAAAGAGAUAAUGAAACUAGAUUAAGAAUGUUAGACCUUUUGAAGGCUAAUCUUGAUGCUCCUGGAGAAAACUUGAGCCAUUUAUUAUGUGGAUUUGAUGUUUCUAAUGACGAACCAAGAGAAAUCGACAUUUUCAAUGAAAAGACUUGUCUCACAGUAAUUCUUAACUUGUUGAAAUCUAAACAAUUACCAAUUACUCAUCCAAGAUUUAUUGAAUCAUGUUAUGAACUUAUUUACAAGUUGUGUGCUGAUAGAAGAGUUAGUCAACAAACAUUUGCUUGCCUUGAAAAGGCCAACUUUUUGAUUGAUAAGUUGAAGAAUGCUAACUUCUCCACAAAGAUUGAACCGUCACCUCUUGCCCAUCAUAUUCUCAACCAAAGAGGUUUUGUUAUUAGAAUUGUUGCUCUCAAAUUAUACUCUAACACAAAGGCAUUCAAGAAGGGUGAUAGUAACAGAGGAGGUGUUCAAGAAUUGGUACACAUUCUUUUUGGUGGUGACUCACUUUCUGAUUUCAGUCGUUCUUACGAUUUACUUGAGCAAAGAAGAGCCCUCAUGCUCGAAAUUUUGGACACUAUCGACUUGAACUUGGCUCAAAAUGCUCCUGCACAAGAUUCAAAGGAGUGGAAACUUUUCUUGAAGAAUUGGGCAUCAACUUCUAACUCAUUCGAUGGAUGGAAACAAGUAGUAGAAAUUACUUUGUCCCAAUGUUUUGGUAUGAUUCCGGAUGAUGGAAUGAGACUGAGAAUAUUGCACGAUAUUAUUAGUUCAUUGCUUUUCAAACUUUUCCAAAUGAAGAGAAUUAACAAAGGUAAACAACAACAAAAAUUGGAACUUUUGGUUUCUCAAGUAAUUUUGAGAGUCAUGUCCAAGUUAAGAGAGGAAUUCAUUACUAGUGGUGAAGUCAUCAUGCUUCCAGUUGAUCAAUGCCUCACAAUUUUCAGAAAUUUACUUGAAUGCAUUUUACUUUCUGAACAAAGUGAACAAUCCAUAAGAGGUAAUCUUUACUCUACACUUAUCAACUAUUUGCAAUACACCAAGAGAAACGAGCUUAACUAUGGAAGUGAUCAAAUAAUGAAUCUUCAAAAGAAUACUGAACACAUUAUUGACAAGUAUGACUUGAGAGUUUUCGCCCUUGUAGCUAAGGAUGCAUUGGAUGCUAAGAACAUUUGGAAGGCUGUUUCUUACUCCCUUUUGGAAACUUUCUUCACAUACACCACUAACAUUGCCCAAAGAGGUAAAUGGAUCACUUACUUUGAGUCAAGUGGAUGUUUGAAACAAAUUUUGGAUAGUGUUAUGACAGAAGCCAAACAUUCCUUGCCUAAGGUGUUACAACCAACCCUUCACGAUACUGAUGCCUCUUCUUUAAACAGACUUUUCAUUUAUGAAAAUGCUAUGUCAUUCCUUCUCAAGUUUACUGAUGUUGAUGUUAAGAGUGCUGAAAUUAUGAUGAGCUUUGAAGUUAUUACCAAGAUUUGCUCGCAUUUCACCUUUAUCGAUUUGAGACCUUCAAUUGUUUCUCAUCAAUAUGGCAGAAAGAUGGAUAUGGAAGAUGAUAUGGAAGCUGACUGGGAGCCUUCUAUCACUGAAAAAUAUAAUCAACUUGUUAUUCCUGCAAUUAAGCUCAUUGUCGCCAUUCAAUCACAUAUGAGAAUUAAUAAGAAGGUUGCUGAACAAGUCUUGUCAUUUGUUGAGCUACACAGAAAGUCAAUUUCUGCAAUUCUUAAGAUGGAAAAUAUUCAAAAGAAUUUGAUUAAUAUUGAUUCGGGUUCUUUGGAAUUGGUUCGUUUGGUUACAGAGAUGAUGUAUCUUUUGUCUCUUCAUCAAGACGUUAUGUCUUCUAAAUUACAUACUAAUAAGUAUGAAAAGUUAAUGUUGAACGCGUUGGUUAAACUGAAUACUAUUCAACAAUUGGGAUCUACGAAGAAGACUAUCAAUAUUCUUGAUGCCAACAUGGCUGAUGAAAAUGGUAUCAGAACUGGAGAGCUGCAAUUCGAGUAUAGUUUGGAACAAAAGAGAUGUUGUAUUGACGAAAUUUUAUGUCAAUACCCAGAAUUCUUAACUAGUGGAUCAAGUUUGGAACUGAUAGGAAAAGUUCUAUUUACCCAUUUUAUUUCUGGACCAAAUUCAGCUUCAGGUAAACAAAUGGCCUUGGAUGAAGAUAUUAUUCCAAAGCCAUUCGAGCUUGACCAAAGACCAUCUAUUCAUGUACUUGGUUUGUUGUUGCAAAAUGGAUACCAUAGAUUGAACAAUGCUCUCGAGGAAAGAUUUACUUGUGAAUCCAACUUGCAACAAUUGGAUCAAUUGAAGAUUGAACAAUUGAAUAAUAUUGUUCGUUCAGCAAACACAAUUUUAGGAGAAGAACAUUUCUUAAGCUUCUUUGAAAAACAAGACAGUGUUCCAAAUGAAGCCAAGUUGCUUUGCCGAACAAUUCUUUCCAGAAAAUUACUUAAACUUGAUAUCCACCUCAACACUCACAUCAGUUUGUUAGAAAAUACUUUGAUUGUUUUAUUCAGACACAUCAGUUUCUAUGUACAAAAUAGAGAAUCUCCAUUAUCUGCUGAGCAAAGAACACAACUCUUACAAGAAGCAACAACUGGAACACUCAACAAGUUGUUGGAUGAAAUUCUCCAAAUGCAAAUUCCAAAAUCUUUACUUCAAAGAUAUUCCACAGUUGACAAUAUUUUCCAUUUGACUAUUGCUCAACGUCUUAAAAACCUAAUUUUCCAAGUAUUUGGUAGUUACCAUUGCCAACUUUUAGUUUUGUUGGCUUUUUGCAUGUGUUUUGUGCAAUCAACAAAUAUUUAUCAAUCAUCUUCAUCAAAUUCCUCUAUUUAUUAUAAUAAUUUGGCCACCUAUAGUGUUCAAACAAUUAUUGGAUAUCCGAGGCCAUUGCAAAAUUACUUUCCGAGUGGUUUGCCAGCCACUUACUAUUGGGGAUUAUCAAUACAGGCAAUUGUAUUGCCACGAAAUGGUGAUGGAAGUUUACAUGGUGAUGAAAUUAUUUACAUCUCCUCCAUGGAAAUAAUUUACAAAUAUUCAAAACAAGAUGGACUAUUGAGAAAGUUAUCAUUUAGUGGUGAGAAAUGGUAUGAUAUUUCAUCAUUCUUUGUUUUGAAAACUCAGGAAGGAGGAACUUUAAUAUAUGUUACUUCCAAUAGACUCGAGUCGACUGUUUAUUCGGCAAGUGAAGAAAGUGGAACUGUUCAGAGGAUUGCAGGUUCUUUGAGUUCAUCGGGAUAUAAUGGUGAUGGAAAACCAGCUAUCGAUUCCUUACUGAGCCAACCUCAAUCUGUAUUUGUUAAGGAUGGUGAGGUUUAUAUUUGUGAUACAAAUAAUCAUCUGAUUCGACGUAUUGAUAGGAAUGGAAUUUUAUGGAAUGUUUUUCAAAAAGGGUUUGUAAGGGAACCACAACAACUAAUUUUUGCAGGGAAUGAUAUGGUAGUAAACACAGGCAAUUUGAUUCUUAGAAUAUUUCCCAAUCAAACAUAUGAAACUCAUUAUGCUUUCUAUUCAUUUUCUAAAGCUGCUGUUUUUGAAAAUGAUAUCUACUAUAUCAAUUAUGGUAGUAUCCAGAAGGCAAUUGGUUCAUAUUCCUCUGAGACUGUGUUAGUGUUUGAAAAAUCUGCCAAAAUUCCUAGAAUUCUAACAAUCAACAAUGAGGGAAAUUAUUUAGUUUCAGUUGGAAACGUUUUAAAAGAAUUUCAGAGAUAUAAUGAUAGUAUUGGAAGAGUUGUGAUUGGAACAUCGGAUUCUAAUCUUCAAUACUAUACAUUACCAGCAAAUAUCUCAGAUAUUCAAAACGUUGAAUCGAUGACACUUUGUGAAGAGGACAAUUCCAUUAUUUUCACUCAACAUUCGUCUUCUGUUAUAAGACAUUAUGUUCCAAACAAACCAUUCAUGGAUGUUGUUGGAAUGAAUGUGGAUAAGAUAUCUUUUAUUUCAAAGUAUGGGAAUGAUAUGUAUGCAAUUGUGAAUAAUAAUAUUUACUUGAGGAAUAACCAAGGAAAUUUCACUCAAUUAUCAGGAUUGCUAUCACCAGUCAAUGUACCUGAUAAUAUUAAGGCAACAUUAUCAACCUUAAACAAUCCUAGAGGAAUAUUUCUUAAAAACCAAAAACUGUACAUUUCUGAUUCGAAUAAUCAUAGAAUACGAGUAAUUGAUAUACAAACUGGACUUAUUUCUACAUUGGCAGGAAAUGGAAUUGCAAAUUUUAGUGGUGAUGGGCUAGCCGCAACAGAAGCAUCCCUAAACUCUCCAUCUGGUGUAUUUGUUUCAGAGUUUGGAAAAAUUUAUAUAUCUGACUCUGGUAAUCAUAGAAUUAGAGCUAUUCUUCCAAAUGGCAUUAUUUCAACUGUUGGAGGUAAUGGUAUUCCUGGAUUUUCGGGUGAUAAUGGUUUGGCUACUAAUGCAAGUCUUAACAACCCCUAUGGCAUAGUUGAAACAUAUAGUGGUGACUUGAUUAUUUCUGAUUCUGAUAACAAUAGAAUUAGACUAAUCGAUAGAUAUGGAAUUAUCACAACUCUAGCUGGAACAGGAGAGAAAGGAUUCCAGGAUGGAUUCUUUCUCGACGCGUUAUUUAACAAUCCAUCUCAAUUAUUUUACUUCCAUUCCCGCUUGUACAUUUCAGAUACAUAUGGCCAAAGGAUUCGUGAAGCAAAUCUUGAAUCAAAAACCGUAAAAACAAUUAUUGGAACAGGAGAGAAGGGAUACAAUGGAGAUAAUUUCCCAACCACCACUCAGCUCAAUAACCCUCUAUCAAUGUUUAUUACAUAUAAUAAUAUUAUUUACAUUGCAGAUACUGACAACAAGAAAAUAAGAAUGUUGAAUACGGGUAUUGUAUCAACACUAGAGCUUACUUUUGAAUCUCCAAAGGGAAUAACUGGAGAUGAUAAAUUUCUCUAUAUCACCGAUGGGAAUUUAGUUAAGAAAAUUGAUAUUGCCAAUGGUUAUAGAGUUGAAAUUAUUGGAGGUGGAAUUGGUGAUGGUUGGUACUUGAAGUAUGCAAUUCUUAAUGCUGAAAACCUUGCUUUUGAUGAUGAGAAGAAUGUUUAUUUUACAGAUUCUUCUCAUAAUGUUGUAAGAAAGUUCAAUACAAUGAAUGGAAUAGUGAGUACAGUAGCAGGAAGGACUAGUACAUUGGGAUAUGAAGGUGAUGGUGGAUUGGCUGUUGGGGCUCUCUUAAAUUUUCCAAAAGGUAUUGCAGUUUCCAAGUCGAGUUUAGGAUUCUUUCUCUAUAUUUGUGACUUUGAAAAUCAACGCAUUCGAAGAGUUAAUUUGGAAACUGGAAUAAUAACAACAGUAGUAGGUACAGGUCAAAAAGGAUAUAGUGGUGAUGGAGGGUUAGCAAUUUAUGCCAAGAUUACUAAUCCAACACAUAUAGCUGUCAACAAGGAAGGAGAAGUUUUCUUCUCAGAUUACAAUUAUGUAAGGAAAAUAACAAGAAAUGGAUAUGUUUAUAGAAUAUCUGGUGCUCAAGGAGGAACUGAUUUUAAUGGAGAUUCAUAUCCUGCUUUGGAAACAGGUUUCAGUAUUACAAAAACUUUAAUGGUAGAUAAUACUGGAAGUAUUGUUGUUUUCGAUUAUAACAAUCAAAUUAUUAGAAAGUUAAUUCCUCACUGUGAAACUGGCUAUAGUUUGGAACCUGAAACUAAUUCUACAUGCAUUCCAAAUUGUUUUGGAAUUUAUGGAAAAACAAUUAAUGCUUGUUCUUCACAUGGAUUUUGUAAAAGUUUAGAUCAAUGUGAAUGUUAUUCUGGUUAUUCUGGAUCAAAUUGCUCAGAAUCAAUAUGCUUUGGUAAGACGGGAUCUGGAGCAUGUAAUGGCAAAGGAAUUUGUGUUUCACCAAAUGUUUGUCAGUGCUUGGAUGAUUAUUCAGGUAUUGAUUGUUCGAUACCUAAAACAGUUUUAAUUUUAGUUGGAAGUUUGAUUGCUUGUGGCUUGGUUAUUGUAAUAGUUUUUGUAAUUUCUGUUUCAAUGGUCUUUGUCUAUAUUCAAAAUCAAAGAAAGAAGAGAGCAAUCCUCAUGACUGACAAAUUAUUAGACAAGAGAUUGCUUAUGGAUGAUUUUGCAUCCUAUAAUUCUUCAAUGGGGAUCAGUAAUAGUGAACUCAAUGAAGCAGAUUUUGUUAUUCCACUGGAACAGUUGGAUAUGGAUCAUCCAAUCAAGAGGAUUGGUGAAGGUUCUUUUGGAAGAGUAUUUUCUACAAAAUGGGGAAACCAAUUAGUUGCCGUUAAGGUUGUGGACAUGAAUGAUUUUGACAUGUCGGAGGAAACUUUCAAACAAGAAUUUCAAAUCUUGUCACGUUUAAGACAUCCAAAAAUUGUCUCCUUCUAUGGCAUUUCAUUUUCUCCAACGAAGAGAUAUAUUGUUAUGGAGCUUUGUGAACACAGCUUGGAACAUGUCAUUAGUCAAUUGCAGAAUCAAGUUAUUCAAAUGGAUUUACAGGAAAAGAUUGAUAUUCUAAUAGAUAUUAUUGAGGGAGUGAAUUAUUUACAUACCUUGACUCCAAAAUGCCUUCAUAGAGAUUUGAAACCCCUCAAUAUUCUUGUGAGCUUUCAGAAAGAAUACAAAUUAUGCGAUUUUGGUGUUGGAAAGAUUUUAAACUCAAAAACUGUCAAUUCUUUGACCAACAAUGUGGGGACGUGUUACUAUAUGGCUCCAGAAACUACAGGAUGUGAAAGUUUACAAGAAUCUGAAUCAGUUUGUGCUACUUCAAUAGAUAUUUACAGUCUGGCCAUUAUUUUCUACCAAUUAUUAUUUGAAGUGAAAGAGCCCUAUAUUUCAUGUCAUGAUAGAGUUUUGAAAAAGUUGAAAAUGAAUGAACCACUACAAUUGACUAACAUGUACCAUUUGCAUAGAUUAGUGAUUGAGAAAAACCUCAGACCUAUCAUUCCAUUUUCUUCUGCAAAGGAAUGUCAACAAUGGUGUCAGGAAUAUCUAUCACCAACAGAUGCCAAAUAUCAUAGCAUUUUCUAUGAGAUUUGUCAAUUAACUAAACUAUGUUGGGAUAAACAACCAAAAACGAGACCAAGUGCAAAAACUAUUUUAGAACGACUCCAUGGUUGGAAGAAAGAAAUUGAAACAAAGUAUUACUAA